AUGGGUCUUUCACUGUCAAGGUGGUUGCAAAGCAGGACAAAAGUGCAUGUGCCUUCCCUUUCUGCUUUCAAUUCUCUGGCCGUCCCGAUGUCCUCUCGCCUCAAUGUCAUUUUAAACGACUCUCCAGUUCCUCCAGGACACAGUUGCUCACGUUGGAGCUCAGUCCACUGCUCCCCUCACUUCCUUCUGUCUGCUGACAGGGAGGAAGUGAUGCGUUUACCCGUGGAGUUGAGCAGCGAUGGGGUAAGGGCAGAAAAAGGGUUAAAAGACGGGCUUCAUGUGUGGGAAGUGACGUGGAAGCCCAACCAGAGAGGAAGUCAUGCAGUUUUGGGCUUAUCCAGGCAGAGUUGUCCUCUGCAGGCCUCUGGAUACAAUGUACUGGUGGGGGCAGAUUCCCAGUCUUGGGGCUGGGAACUCCAAAGCAAUCAUCUGUGGCAUGAUGGACAAAGUCAGGGAACAUACCCAGAAAAGAGCUGGAGAUAUUACAGUAAAGCAGAGGCGUUUCCGCCAUGGUCUUCCCAACUCGUCACACCAGGUAGAGAGGUGCCAGAUGUACCUCUUACCAUCCCUGAGCACAUCCUUAUGGUUUUAGAUGCAGACGCAGGUACUAUUGGAUUUAUUGUCGAUGGGCACUUUCUCGGUGUUGCAUUCAAAGACCUCCCUCGUGGAGUGGAGCUGUUCCCAGCGGUGAGCAGCGUGAGGGGAGGAGCCUGCAUACGACUGCGAUACCUGAAUGGCGCCAUUUCUGAACCCCCAGCCUUGAUGGCUUUGUGUAUACUGCUCAUACGCCAUCGUGUAGGCCUCCAGAGGAAAAAUCACAUGGACAAGCUGUGUCUUCCCCCUGCUCUCCAGCACUACCUUCUUUCGAGUCACUAG
Nerophis lumbriciformis (worm pipefish) is the source of this 876-nucleotide messenger RNA. NCBI's taxonomy places the organism in Eukaryota, Metazoa, Chordata, Actinopteri, Syngnathiformes, Syngnathidae. The record is from RefSeq and is a predicted model, not a curated record.